Syngnathus typhle (broad-nosed pipefish) is the source of this 1919-nucleotide messenger RNA. RefSeq names its product endothelial zinc finger protein induced by tumor necrosis factor alpha-like. The transcript is spliced from 4 exons. The coding region runs from base 347 to 1513 and encodes 388 amino acids. The record is from RefSeq and is a predicted model, not a curated record. Lineage: Eukaryota; Metazoa; Chordata; Actinopteri; Syngnathiformes; Syngnathidae. Gene Ontology annotation, cellular component: nucleus.
CCGAAGAAGAAUACGGAAGUUGGCGUCUCAAUGGUCGAGAAGCAAAAAGCGAGGGUGAUGCGGUGAAAUUGCUUCACAAGUCAAAGAGAAAAAAAAAGAAAAAGAAUCUUUCCGCACAAGGAAGAAGAGCGAAUGGCAACUACAACAGAUGAAUGCAGUCUCCUCCACUCAAAUGACCCAAAGUGAGUUCUGUAGUCUUCAAUCUAGGUAAAGCGAGCUCGAUUGAUUGGACUCGCCACCCAGUAGAAAAGCGAACGAAGACAACAUUGGCUGACUGCGAUCAGCAGAUCAAAAUCCACCAAAAGCCCGACUGUUUCCAAAUUUGCAGGUAAACCUCAUCCUUGGAAUGAAAGUGAUCUGGACUGGGUGUCCAGCACAAACCUAUGCUACAGUCCACAUCACACCUCCACCACCAAGUGUCUGCAACAGCACCACCACGUCAAAGUCGAGAGGGAAUAAGAGAGUAGCAGACAUGCAACAACUGAGUGGUUGCCAAGAAGAACCCAUGCCCCCUCAUGAAGCAGAGGAUCCACUGCCCUUGCAAAUCAAGGAGGAAGAGGAGGAGUCCGAUGUCACCAAGUUGUAUUGUACGAGCGUCCAGCAGGAACAACUUCAUCAUCAGCACCAGGUGGAGAGCUCCACUUUUGAGCAAGACUGUCAACGGCCCUCUCACAUUAAGGAGGAAGAUCCAGAGCCACAAUCUGUUAAGGAGGGAGAGGAGGCUUCACAGCCACCUUGCGUUAAGGAGGAGGAGGCUUUGCCACUGAACGUCAUUGUUAUGACGAGCGAAGACGAUUUAGACAAACCAGCCAAGUGGUUACAGCUCCAUCAUCCAAGUCCAAGUGGAAAGCAUCAUGCUGGACCACCACCAGAUGACCAUUUAGCGCCGGUGUCAGACGAUGACAUGGAAGAACCAUCAAGGAGCGACGCAGACUGGGAAGGUGAUGACAAAAUGUCCAAAUGCUCUGAGAAGGAAACCACUCGCAGCAGGAAGAAAACUUCGCCAACAUGUAAAAAACAUGUUAUCUGCUCAGUUUGUGGUAAAAAUGUUGCUAAAGAAAAAAUUAUAAGGCACAUGAGGACCCACACGGGAGAAAAACCCUACAGUUGCUCAAUUUGUACCAAAACCUUCUCAUCGAGAGAUUAUGUGAGCACACACAUGCGAACACACACGGGAGAAAAACCUUUUGGCUGCGCAUUCUGUAAUAAGACAUUCUCGCAUAAGUCGCACGUGAUAACGCACGUGAGAAUACACACAGGAGAAAAACCCUAUAGUUGUUCCGUUUGCGGGAAAACAUUUGCGUCCAAGGAUUAUGUGAACUCGCACAUGAGAACGCACACCGGAGAAAAACCCUUUAGCUGCUCACUGUGUGAUCGAACCUUCUCUCAAAAGCCACAUCUGGUAACACACAUGAGAACACACACGGGGGAGAAACCCUUUAGUUGUACUGUUUGUGGUAAAAGCUACGCUCACAAGAACAGUUUGACCACACACAUGUGGGGACACUGCUAAAUGAUUUAACCAAAGCGGAUCCCAUCUUUUUAUUAUUUAAAUUUGAGUCUGAAAGCCACAAACACUAUUCUGUUGUGCAGAACAAAUCCCGUUGUCGUCAUCGUCGUACCGCUCAGCUGAUUCAUCGUCUUGAUGGGAGUUACGCGGUUCCCACGUUUGUGUUGUUCCACAAUCUAAGUACUCAUGGACUUAACUGUGUUCUCAAAGAGUGAAUGUCACAUAUAUAUAUAUUUUUGUUUUUCAUUCAGACAAAUUGGAAUCUGGCUUCUUAACAACUGAUUUAUCAUUUGUUCUGCUGUCGUCAUCAAUGCCCCUGGUCAUGUUUUACAAAAAUGUUUACUGCCGUUAAUGUAUUGUGUGUUACACCAUGUUACAUAUUAAACAUUGUAUAAAAACUGUCUGAAAA